Messenger RNA from Brassica rapa (field mustard), 1411 nucleotides. Its product is annotated as probable protein S-acyltransferase 17. Gene Ontology annotation, molecular function: protein-cysteine S-palmitoyltransferase activity. The record is from RefSeq and is a predicted model, not a curated record. Gene Ontology annotation, cellular component: Golgi apparatus; endoplasmic reticulum. Gene Ontology annotation, biological process: protein targeting to membrane; peptidyl-L-cysteine S-palmitoylation. NCBI's taxonomy places the organism in Eukaryota, Viridiplantae, Streptophyta, Magnoliopsida, Brassicales, Brassicaceae.
UCUCUAAGAGAAAAGGAUAAAAAGAUUUCAACUUUCUGAUUCGAAUCGACAAAUAGAUCAAAACCCACAUCGGAGAUUUCGUGUUUUCUCGAAUUCGAUGGAGGUACAAUGGGUUUUGGUGUGUCACGGGAUGGUGACGUUAACGGUGGUUGUCUCCUUCCUCUGUGGCCAUUCGCCUAUUUUCAAAGGCACUCCCAUUGGAUGGAUUCACUACUUCCUCACUUUCGGCGCUUGGGAUUACUUACUGAGGUUUGUUGAGUUUGUGUUCGGUUCCAAGGGUACGGACGCGGUUCUGUCGGUUGAGGGUUUCUGCUGUGACCGGCCUAAUCCUUUACUGCAAAUCAUAUACCUCGUGAUUCUUGGAUCAACAUACUUUAUAACUGUGAAAUCUUCCUUUGUCUAUAUACCUGGAUACUACAUCGGCGAAGUUCACAAGUAUAUGAGCUUUGGGGCUGUUAUGAUUGGCGUCUUGCUUUUCCUGUUGACAAGCUUUUGUGAUCCAGGGACUGUGAACGCUAAGAAUGUUUCGCAGUACGUUUCUGCUUACCCUUACGAUGAUAUCAUUUACUCGGAGAAAGAAUGUCCAACGUGUAAAAUUCCAAAACCAGCUAGAUCCAAGCACUGCAGCAUCUGCAACCGUUGUGUGGCGCGGUUUGAUCAUCAUUGUGGGUGGAUGAAUAACUGUAUCGGCGAAAAGAAUACCAAAUAUUUCAUGGCCUUUCUCUUAUGGCACUUCCUUCUUUGUCUCUACGGUGCUGUAGCCAUUGGGUUUAUUCUUGCUGGGCGAGUAAAAGAACUUCGCAUUGUACAUAUUUUAACCACCUAUUACGGGAUAAAGAACUCUUUCCGCAGCUUAGCUCCACGUGUUUUACAGUGGCUAGUUGGUACAUACAACACCCAAAUACUUUUAUUGGUGUUUUUCGCCCUUAUUUCUCUUCUCCUUGCUGGCUUUUUCGCCUAUCACCUCAAUCUUUGCUUAACCAACACAACAACUAAUGAGAAAUUCAAAUGGAGAGAGUACACAAGUUUGCAGAAGAAGAUAAGCGAAGCAAAGGCAAGUGCUGCUGCUCUCAAGGCAGGCAUGAGCAACACCGAGCUGGAACGUCCAGCAAUGAGCAAAUGGAGGGGACUUUGGAGAAGAUCUGAGGCCAAAGCUGAGUCCAUCGUUGCCAAGCGGAAUAUGUAUGAUAAAGGAAACUUCCGGAACAUCUCAGAGAUUGUUUUCCCAUUAUCUUCAAGACAAGCUUUCCUGAAACCAUAUCAUAAAUCUGAAUAGCUUUAGUCUGUAUGUAGUUGAGAUAGGUCCCAGUUCAAAACCUUUUAUACAUCUACUCAACUUCGAGAAAAAAAGGUUUAUUGAAACUAUUGUUGGUUACCUACAGAUUUAUACAGAUCUUUGACAAUCAUCUUC